Molecule: messenger RNA, 13898 nt
Organism: Cydia fagiglandana
Lineage: Eukaryota; Metazoa; Arthropoda; Insecta; Lepidoptera; Tortricidae
Gene: kug
Product: fat-like cadherin-related tumor suppressor homolog
Exons: 52
Coding region: 81-13856 (4591 amino acids)
Biological process (GO): homophilic cell-cell adhesion
Cellular component (GO): plasma membrane
Molecular function (GO): calcium ion binding
Source: RefSeq, a predicted model, not a curated record
CAGAAGCCAUGCGCGUGCGGUGAGCGUCCGCGCCUGCGCGUUCCGCGCGACUACUUUAUGAGAGUGUGCGAAGGAGCGCCAUGUGGGGAGCGCGCGCGUGGCUCGUGCUCGCGGCCGUGGCGUGGUGCGCGCGCGCCGGCCCCGGCCCGCCCGCGCCCGCCUCCGCGCCCGCUCAUGCGCCCGCGCUCGCCUUCGCCCAUGCGCUGUACAACCUCAGUAUACCGGAGAACAGCGCUCCAAGAACAGCGGCGCUCCCGCCACCCGCCUCGCCUCCGCUCGGCGUCCGACUCCCGUCCGGCGCGCACGUCCGGUUCCGGAUCCGGCACGGCGACAAGGACAAGUUCUUCAAGGCGGAGGAACGUGCUGUGGGGGACUUCGCGUUCUGCUUCAUCAGGACGAGAGCGGGGCACGCUGACGUGCUUAAUAGGGAGCGGAAGGACUUUUAUAAACUCGAAAUUCGUGCGACCGCUCAACUGCCUUCCGGAAAGCAGUUAGAAGCGGAUACGAUCGUAGCCAUCACCAUCACCGACGUGAACGACCUGAGUCCACUCUUCUACCCCACAGAGUACGACGUACUGAUCCCAGAGGACACGCCAGCACACGCCAGCGUCGCGAGAGUGUCUGCCGAAGACGCUGACUUAGGAUUAAAUGGGGAAAUUUAUUACAGUAUCGAAGAGAAUACUGACCAGUUCGCAGUACAUCCUACUAGUGGUGUGGUGACUAUAACAAGGGCGUUAUCAGCGUCCGAACGCGCUCGACAUGAACUUACAGUCUUAGCGCGUGAUCGACAGUCUUUACUAGUGCGUGGUGAGGAAGCAACAGCAGCACGCGCUUCGUUAGUUGUACGAGUAGCUCGAGCAAAUCUCCACGCGCCGGAACUACGAGCUCGGCGUUUACCUGAACUUGUUGAGAACUCCUCAGCAGAAGUCUACGCUAUCGUAGCCGUAACGGACCGCGAUUCCGGCGAACACGGACGGAUCGCGUCAGUGGAAAUCGUUGGGGGUGACCCUGAUGGACAUUUUCGUGUUCGCCCUUCAGCGCAGCCUGGAGAGUGGGAUGUGCUGGCUCAUGCUUUAUUAGACCGCGAGCGGACGCCAAGAGGUUACAAUUUAACUUUACGUGCUAAGGAUGCUGGCCGUCCUCCGCGCUCUUCCUACUUAACUUUACCUGUAACUAUAACGGAUGCCAAUGACAACGCUCCGGUAUUCAGUCGAGAAUUAUACGAGUGUACAGUUUCAGAAACAGCACCUCCAGACACGCCCGUAAUAAGGCUAAAAGUAUCAGAUAGAGAUGAGGGACGCAACGCGCGAGUAUACAUAGAAAUAGUAGGUGGGAAUGAAGGUGGAGAGUUCAGGAUUAAUCCCGAUACAGGAGUUUUAUAUACAGCGAAAGAAUUAGACGCUGAGCUUCGAGCGCUUCAUACGCUAACAGUAGCUGCCGUAGACCACGGAAAUGCUGGCACGAGGAAACAAAGCUCCGCUAAGGUCCAGGUGGCAGUUCUAGAUGCGAACGAUAACGACCCUGUCUUCGAGCAGGAUGAAUUAGAUGUAGCUGUGCCUGAGAACGGCCCCGCGGGUGCUGUGGUGGCCCGAGUAACCGCUAGAGACGCAGAUUCUGGAGAAAAUGCCUAUAUUUCGUACAGCUUAGCUAAUUUACAGCCUGUACCCUUUGACGUGGACCACUUUUCUGGUGCAGUGCGCACCGCUAGAGUAUUAGACUAUGAGAGCAUGCGACGCGAUUAUAUGUUAAGAGUGCGCGCUAGCGACUGGGGUCUGCCGUAUCGGCGGCAAGCAGAGUUAAGACUUCGUGUGAGGCUGCUUGAUGUGAACGAUAAUAGACCGCAAUUCGAAAGAGUGGAUUGCGUUGGUUAUUUACCACGUCGCCUGUCAGCCGGCGCAGAGAUUGUGACACUAUCGGCUAUUGACUUUGACGCUGGAGAUGUCGUAUCAUACCGUAUAGUCGGCGGGAAUGACGACAACUGUUUUGCGUUAGAUUCUGGCACGGGCGUGUUGAGUUUAGCUUGUGAUCUAGCAUCAGUCCGCGCUGACAGCCGAGUCCUUAAUGUAACUGCUACUGACGGGACACAUUUUGCAGAUCCAACGUCACUAGUACUCCACCUGACAGGAGCAGGGGCAGGGCCAGCGUCAGGUGCUUUAGAAUGCCGAGACACUGGCGUAGCGCGACGUCUAACCGAACUACUAGCAGCUGCAGAACGUAGCAACGCCCCUUUAGACGCUGAUGAAUUCCCGUUAGCACCCUCACGAUAUGGCGAGAAUCUACACGCACCUGAAUUCAUAGAUUUCCCUGUGGAAGUUAAAGUGAAUGAAUCAGUAGCGCUUGGAACGACGCUAGUGCGACUAACAGCUAGGGAUAGAGACCUGGGAUACAACGGGCUUCUAACAUUCGGAAUUUCUGGUGGUGAUGCGGAUUCCGCCUUUAGAAUAGAACCUGACACGGGCGAGCUGCAAGUUAUUGGUUAUUUGGACCGUGAGCGUGAAAGCGAAUACUACCUCAACGUAUCCGUCUGGGAUAGCGGAAAACCACGCCGCUCCGCAUCCCGUUUACUACCAGUCACAGUUCUAGAUGUCAACGAUAAUGCUCCACGCUUCGAAAAGACUUUAGCGUCUUUUAGAGUGACAGAGAACGCCAUUAAUGGUACAGCGAUUUUCCGCGCAAACGCAACCGAUCGUGACGCAGGUGAAUUCGCGAAGAUUACAUAUAGUUUAGCUGGCGGUGCUGAUGGUGAAUUCUGCGUAGAGCGCGAUACAGGAAUGCUACGCGUUUGUGCAGCUUUAGAUAGAGAAAGAAGAGCGUUAUACGAACUUACCCUUCGAGCAACAGACGGUGGUGGUCGCUCAGCGGACGCAUUAGUCCGAGUAGCGGUAGAUGAUGUCAACGACUGCCCGCCUCACUUCGGCCUCUCAUCCUACUCGGCUCGCAUACCUGAAGACGUACCUCGUGGUACGUUAGUUGCAGUGCUGGAUGCGUUUGAUCCGGACCUGGGUGCCGGUGGCCAGGUCACCUACUCGCUGCCAGAUCAGGGCGAUGACGCUGUGUUCGUUGUGGAUGAACGCUCGGGUGUGCUGAGGACAAACAAACGACUCGAUUUUGAAGAGAAGCAGGUGUAUGGCGUAACAGUUCGCGCGACGGACGGCGGGCAGCCCGCGCUCUGGUCCGAGGCCACCCUCAUAGUUGAAGUAUUAGACGUGGAUGAAAACGCGCACGCUCCAACGUUCGCUGAACGCGUUCUGACUGGCUCAGUCCGGGAAGAUGCACCUAUUGGGACUAAGGCGUUGCAUGCUUUAGCUACGGAUGCUGACCCGCCGGGGAGAGAUUCAAGACUGGCUUACUACAUUGUAGGAGGAUCUGGGAUGGCGCAUUUCUCUAUAGAUGAUACUGGUGUAAUCCGAACGCUGUCCCCUCUGGACCGUGAGAACAUACCGCACUACUGGCUGACGGUGUGCGCUCAAGACCAUGGACUCGUGCCGCAACAUACCUGCGUUGAGGUCUACAUCGAGGUGGAAAACGUGAACGACAUGGCGCCGUGGCCGGAACGCGCAUCGUACGCCUCAUCCGUACCGGAACACUGCGUCGCCGGCACAAGAGUAGCCGUCGUGCACGCUGACGACGCCGACGAUACGCCGACUCCAUCUAACAUAACGUAUACCAUUGUCGCUGGCAAUCCAGAUGGGCUGUUCUCUAUUGAUGAAAAUACAGGCGAGAUCGUAACGACGGGCCGCACGCUAGACCGUGAAGCGACUCCCCGGCACGCGCUAGAAGUCUCCUGUUCAGAUGGCGAGCUGGCAACAACCGUCCGUGUUUUGGUCACGUUAUUGGAUGUGAACGACCAUGCGCCGGCGUUUACGCAGCGUUUCUACGAGAUCAGAGUACCGGCGGCUGCCGCUAUGCAGGCUGAUCAAGCUGAAGAGGGUGAAGGCAGCAGCGCCGAAUGGGACAGCGAUGACGAGGACGACGGAUCCGGCGUGCGUCCGGCCUGGGACGAGGACAACGAACCAACUGGCGCCUACGUCGCUACCGUCGCUGCGCUGGACGACGACUUCGGCGCCAAUGGCACUGUCAGAUACAGCUGGCGGGCGAGGGGAGCGGCGCGCGGGGUGUUGAGAGUACAAGCCAAGUCUGGAAAGAUCUAUGCUACUAGAGCGUUGAGGCGACAUGACGCUUUUGAUAUUACGGUCCGCGCGUGUGACGGCGGGUCCCCGGCCCGCUGCGGCGUGGCGCGCGUGGCCGUGCGCGGAGCCGGCGGCGGCGGCGGCGGCGGGGCGCCCGGCCUCGCGGCCCCGGCGCCCCUGCAGGCCGCGGAGCUGGACGCCCCGGGCUUCCUGCUGCAUGUGCUGCAGGCGACCGAUCCGGAUGGCGACCGAGUCUAUUACGAUAUUGUUGAUGGCGACGAAUGGAACGAGUUCCUAGUGGGCCGCGAAGACGGCUCGCUGGUUCUAACGAAACGAUUAUUACACGAGCGACGCGAUCGUUAUGCACUCACCGUGUCUGCUAGCGAUGGAACUAACACUGCUACUGUUAUUGUAAACAUCACAGUAAUCAAUGACGCAAACGAAGCAGGCGUCUCUUUCUCUCGCGAAGAAUACACCGUCGACGUCUCCGAAUCCGCACGUGCAGGGGAGGCGCUAGCUGCUCUACGUGCCCAUACGGGGGAGGGAGAAGACGAGAGGGAGGGAGACAGACUGUUAUAUGGGCUACAUGCUGCGCGCGCGCCGGCUUCAGCGCGGCUGUUCCGUGUACAUGAGUUGACGGGAGUUUUGGAACUGGCUCAACCAUUAGACAGAGAAACAGCCCACAUUCACGAGCUGACCGUCUGGGCGCGCGACCAGGCCCCGCGCGCGUCCCGCGCCUUCGCCCGCGUCACUAUACGAGUACAUGAUGAUGAUGAACACGCACCAGAAUGGAGAAGAAGGCUGGCGGAGGCGAGGUUACCAAGGAAUGCUGCUGUUGGGACGUUAGUGGCAGCUUUAAGGGCGGCGGAUAGAGACGCGGGUGAUGCGGCGAGGAUAGAAUACUCACUAGCGGGCGGCGACGCAGGCCUAUUCACCGUGGACGCGGCGCUGGGCGACGUGUACCUGUCGGCUGCGCUGCCGGCGCCGCCCGCGCCGCGCGAGUACACGCUGGGCGUGCGCGCCGCCAACCCGCCGCCGCACCAGCGCGCCGCCACGCUGCCGCUGCACAUCACCGUCGUCGAACCCGACGUGGCUCCCCCACAGUUGGCAACAGACUCAUACGUAUUCGAAGUAGCCGAGAACGAGCCUCCCGGCGUAGUCCUCGGCGCCAUCGAAGCCCGCGGCGCAGCCCUACGAUACUCCCUACAAGGCGGCGAGGGACGUUUCGCCUUAAACCCGGCCGCUGGGCUAUUGGCCACUGCUGCAGAGUUAGAUUACGAAGAGACAAGCUUCUACAACCUUACUGUUACAGUGUUCGCAAUGGGUGGAGGCUCAGCAAUAGCUCACGUCGCGGUACACGUACUAGAUCGCAACGAAUUCCCGCCGGUCCUCAUCUCCCGGCGUUACCACGGCCGCGUGUCGGAAUCGGCGUCACGCGGCGCGCUGGUGUCGCGCGCCGACGCCGACGCGCCGCUCGUGCUCGCGAGCGCCGACGCGGACUCUCCGGCGCACCAGCAGAGGGCGUUCGAGAUUCUACAGCCGGCCGCGGCGGCGCUGUUCGCUGUCCACCCGACGACCGGCGCGCUGCUUAUUAGAGCGCCUUUGGAUUAUGAAACGGCGAAGAGACAUGAAUUUACUGUUAAGGUGAUGGACAUGGGCUCACCACGCCUGCCGUCCGACAGCACGGCCACAGUGAUCGUCGACGUCGAAGACGUUAACGACUGCGCUCCGGUAUUCGAACGAUCGUCGUACGACGCCACCGUAUUGCUUCCGACGGCGGCCGGUGUUUUGGUGCAAGCGCUGAAGGCCACGGAUGCGGAUCUUCCGGCGAAUGGGACGCUGAAAUAUGAUAUUAUUGAAGGCGACGCAGCCGGCGCGUUCACCGUCUCCCCAACCGGUUUAGUAACCGUAUCCCAACCGGACUUACUACCGGACCUCGCCCGUCUCCGCGUCCGUGCGUCGGACGGCCGCUGGUCCGGCACGGCACGGCUAACCGUACGCGCGCAUCCGGCAGAACCAGCCGGGCUGGCAUUUGCUCAGCCGGAGUAUUAUGGGGCUGUAGCGGAGAACAGUACGCGACCGGCGACGGUGGCGGUACUGUCCGUGCUCGGUGCGGCACUGAAUGAGCACGUUGAGUUCUCUAUACUGAACCCGGUUGAAGGCUUUGAGAUCGGCAUAACAUCGGGAGCCGUACGCAGCACAGGGCUGGCGCUCGAUCGAGAAGAACGCGACUCUUACGUUCUUCUCAUACAAGCUCGAAGUGGUACCGGCGCAGACGCCCGGAUAGCCCUAGCCCGUCUCGCCGUAUCCGUGACGGACGUGAAUGAUAACUGUCCCGUGUUCGUCGGCCGUCCGUACGCCGCCGCCGUGCCGGCCGGCGCCGAGCCGCAAGCGCCCGUGUUCACCGUCCGCGCUGAUGAUAGAGACGCCAACGACAACGGCGAGGUCCGAUACGAGAUGAAACGCGGUCACGGCGAACUCUUCCGCGUAGACCGUAAAACUGGCCAAGUAACUCUGAAACAGACCCUGGACGCUCACGCUUCAGUCUAUGAGCUGGUUAUAGCUGCCUUCGACGGGGGCUCACCACCUUGCGGGACUGAAGCCACACUUACGGUGCGCGUGUGGGCGGGCGGCGCGGCGCCGCGCUGGGACUCCGCCCACUACGUGCGGGAGGCGCGCGAGGACGCCGCGCCCGGCGCGCCGCUGGCGGGCCCGCUCGUCGCUCGCUCGCCGCUCCAGCGCCCGCUCAUAUACUCGCUCGUCGAUCCGCCUACAGAUACUUCUGGAGCACCGCUGUUUGAAAUACACUUCGACACAGCACCCGACAGAGGCAAUAACCCAUGUGCUCUGGUCCCGGCUCUACCACUGGACUACGAGCAAACCCGGGAGCUGGAGCUAGUGGUCCGGGCCACAGAUGGCGUGACGGGCGCAUCAGCGGACGCUUUAGUGACAUUACACAUUAUAGAUGUCAAUGAUUGCCCGCCGGAAUUAUCGCAGGACUUGUAUGAUGUGGAAGUUAGCGAGGCAGCUGCCGUUGGGACUACCAUCAUUACCUUCCACGCCAGAGAUAAUGACACCGGUGUAAACGGCGAGAUAACCUAUUCGCUCUCCGGCGAGAACUCGUCUCUCGCUCUCUUCUCUCUCGACGCCACCACCGGCGCUUUAGUACUAGCUGCCCCAUUAGACGCUGAAACAAGCGCUGAGCAUCGUCUACUAGUGACAGCGAAGGAUGGAGGCAGACCGGCGUUGGCGGAUACAGCGCAUUUGAGACUGCGAGUCAAGGAUGUAAACGACGCGCCGCCGAGACUCGAACGACCUGUAGUCAGCGCCCUAGUAAGCGAGGAGGCCGCCCGCGGCACGGUGCUGGCGCGCGUGGCGGCCUGGGACCCCGACGCCGGCGACGCCGCGCGCCUGCGCUACGCCACCGUCGACGCGCCGCCCACCUCCUUACUGUCCGUCGACGACACCACCGGCCUGGUCACCCUAACCGCACCUAGAGGAUGGCCGAAAGACUCCUCGAGAUCGCUAAAUGUUUCAGUCUCCGAUGGAGCUCACGCGGCGUUUGCGAGGGUGAAACUUACAGUGGUGCCCGCUAAUAGACACGCGCCGAGAUUCCCUCAUCUAGUGUAUGAGGCGAGGGUUAUGGAGAAUCUACCACCGCCUGUUUUGUUGACUACUGUGAAGGCCGAUGACGAAGAUGGCGGCGAGUACGGCACGGUGACUUACUCCAUCGACUCUGCGUUACUCCGAGAAACGUUCUCACUGGACGCUGCCACCGGCGCGUUGACCACGCGAGUGGCUUUAGAUCGCGAGGCUAAAGCUGAGUGGGAGGUACCAGUGGCAGCGCGUGACGGUGGCGGCCGCAUCCGCCACACCACAGUUCGCGUCCGCGUCCUCGACGCCAACGACCACGCCCCAGAGUUCCCCCUCCGAGAGUACCGCGCCUCCGCCCCUUACAACCUCCAACCACACAAGCCGUUCCUGACUUUAACCGCGCAUGACGCGGAUAUUGGAGAACAUGCGAGGAUACGAUAUGAGCUGUAUGAUGGGGAGUUGAAUUCGGAUGCGGCAGGACUGUUUGAGAUCGACGCGGUUACUGGGGCGUUGGCUUUUGCGAAGAACGCUUCUGGUUUUGCAUCCCGCUCAGUAGUAGUCUGGGCCCGGGCCCGCGACGGCGGCAACCGCGCCGGGUCCGCCGGCGUCGCCGUCUACGUGCUCGGCCCCGGAGAACGGGCCCCAAGGGUCCAGCCGCCGCCGCCGGCCCUGUUCCUAAGGGAAGACGCAGCUCCAGGAACGUUGCUGGCGGAGUUAAGGGCCGAUCCGACUGAGCCUAUCCCAAGAUAUCGGUUGGCGCCGGUUAACUAUGGAAAAGAUCAGUUCGCCCUGGACGAGCAAGGCCGCCUCGUUCUCUCGGCGCCCUUGGACCGCGAGUCAGCACGCGAGCUCCCCAUCGGGAUCCUCUGCGAAGGCCCAGGGUCUCCAGCCCCGGCCACUCUACUACUGACUACUUUACAUGUAUUGGAUGUGAAUGAACACGCGCCUACAUUCCACUCGCAGCCCUACGUCGUUCAUUUGGCUGAAAACACGCCUCCUCAUUCGACGGUCGUCAGAUUAAUGGCGACAGACCCAGAUGCCGGCUCUAAUGGCGAGGUCCAAUUCUCACUCGGCGAAGGCGGCGACUCAGCCCUAUUCGCCGUAGACGCUCGCACCGGCUGGGUGACGACCCGCGCCUCUCUGGACCGAGAAACGAAAGCGGAGUUACGAGUGCCGCUAAUAGCGAGCGAUCAAGCUCCUCAGAAACGAUCUAGUCGUGGCACACUCGUCGUACGAUUACAGGACUACAACGACUGUCCGCCCCGCUUCGAGCCGGCCACAUACUCCGCGUCCGUGCCCGAGGACGCUCCGGCCGGCACCGUAGUCGCCAAGCUAACCAUCACCGACGCCGACGCCACCACUUCCCCGCUCGCCUUCCUUGUGGCCUCCGGGGAUCCGAGGGCGAGGUUCCAGCUGAGGCCGUCGGGAGAGUUGCUGGUCGCGAGGCCGCUGGAUAGAGAGUUGGAGGAGAGCUAUGAGCUGAGUGUUAUAGCGACCGAUGGGAAGUUUGAUGCGCGAGCGACUGUUCAAGUAACUGUUACUGAUGUGAACGACAACCCGCCCUACUGCGUGCGGCACCGCUACCGCGCAUCCCUGCCAGAAAACGCGGCGGUCGGAACGCGCAUCGCCGCGCUGGAAACGACCGAUGCAGAUCUACCGCCGCACGACGCACUGAGAUACUUCCUCGAAGGCGAGGCUAAUGAGGACUUUACCAUUGACAAGGAAACAGGCGAAGUACGCGUAGCGCGCGCACUCGACCGCGAAACGCGCUCAUCGUACGCGCUCGCCAUGCACGCGCAAGACCGAGCGCGUGCGGCGUGGCGGUGCGCGUCGGAGUUGCUUGUUACUCUGACAGAUGUGAACGACAAUGCUCCGAGGUUCUCUGCGGAGCUGUAUUCUGUUACUCUGCCUGAGGAUGCAGAGUUGGGUACUCUGGUUGCCAAGGUUCACGCCACAGACCCUGAUCUAGGCUCCAACCGGCUCAUCACCUACUCAUUCGUGGAGGAAGAGGGCGGCGACGGCGGCGUGUUCUCUCUCUCACCGGACAGCGGCGUCCUUACGCUACGAGCGCCGCUUGACAGAGAAGCUGCCGCGUCGCAUCGAGUGUUACUGAGGGCUACUGAUGGGGGAACCCCGCCGAAGUCUUCCACGGCUGCUUUGCGACUGACAGUCGCCGACGUCAACGACAACCCGCCAGAAUUCGAGUUCCGCGAGUACCGCGCCGCCGCACCCGAACUCGACGCCCCCGGCACUGAAAUCCUCCGCGUGCGCGCCACCUCGCGGGACACCGGAGUCAACGCUGAAGUCUCAUACUCCCUAGUAGCUGGCGACGAUCGCGAGGAUUUCACUAUAGAUCGUGCAUCGGGAGCGGUCAGCAUAGCACGACCGCUCGACUACGAACGACGACGAGCUUAUUUACUAACGAUACAGGCUCUAGACGGCGGCUCUCCGCCGCUAGGCGAUCUUGCAACCUUGAAUAUCUCCGUUAUAGACGCUAAUGAUAACGCCCCUGUAUUCGCUCAAGCGUCUUACAACGCUCGCGUUCGAGAAGACGCGGCUAUAAAUACAAGGAUAUUACAGCUUAUAGCCGAUGACGCCGAUGAUGGAGCUAAUGGAAGAGUCACUUAUACUAUCGCAAGGGGUGACCGCGAUGGGCGAUUUAGUAUUGACGAAGACACCGGUUAUAUAUCUGUGGCUGCGCCUUUAGAUCGAGAAACUGUUUCGACUUAUUCACUUGAAGUUCGCGCUAGGGAUCGAGGAUUACCAGCGCUUGAAGCUUCCGUACGAGUUGCAGUUGAAGUGUUAGACGCUAACGAUAACCCGCCUCUAUUCGAACGAGCUAACUACUCUGUAGUGGUCCAAGAAGAUAGACCAUUAGGACAUGCAUUGUUGAAACUAGGAGUGACAGAUGCGGAUGCGGCACCUAACGCAAUGCCGUAUACAUUUGAUUUUCAAGCGGGCAACGAAGCGGGCGCGUUUAGAUUAGAACAGGAUGGUACUUUACGAACCGCUGCACGCUUCAACCAUCGCAUUAAAGAACGCUACGCGUUACAAGUCCGUGUAUUUGAUAAUGGCGCACCGCCUUUGUAUAGUGACGCUUGGAUACACGUACGAGUUAUAGAAGAAUCUCAAUACCCGCCUGUAGUAACACCUUUGGAAAUCCAAGUGAAUUCAUACUUAGACGAAUUCCCUGGCGGUGUACUUGGUCGAGUAGUAGCCUCAGACAGAGACGCUUACGAUACUCUAACAUACGCUAUAGCAGCUCCAAAGCCUCCGCUUGGUCUUUUCGAGAUUGAUGCAACAGAUGGUACGCUUCGAGCGGCACCGCGUUUAGACGUAGGCGAAUACAAGCUUAACGUGACAGUUGCUGAUGGAAAAUUCAUAUCACAUGCUACAGUUCGAGUAACGGUACUUCUAGUAUCAGAUGCGUUACUAGCUCAAGCGGUGGUAGUGCGUUUCCGAGCCGUUAGUGCGGAGGACUUUGUGUUGAGUCACAGGAAGGGGUUUAUACGUGCCGUGCGUGAGGCGGCGGACUGUGAGCCGGGGGACGUGGUGCUGUUGGGCGCGCAGCCUGAAGGCGAGACGGAGGAUUGGGAGGAAGGGACGAGAGCGAGACGGCAGGUGGCCCGCGACCUCGACGUGGCUCUAGCCGUCCGCGCGAACGGCGGGUGGCUAGCCGCGGACGCGCUCCGCCGUCGCUUGCACGCGCACCUCGAGCGCUUAGAAGAGCGUGCGCGACUGGUCGUAGAAGAGCUGGUGCGGGCGGCGUGCGGCGGAUGCGUGCACGGGGCGUGCGCGGAGCGGGUAGAGCUGAGAGCGGAGCGGUCGCGGGCGGUUAUGAGCGAUGUCUUCGCUUUAGUGGCACCACCUUUGAGGUUACGCGGGUCUUGUGCCUGUGAGCCGGGCUGGGCGGGGCCGCGAUGCGAGCACGAAGCCGAGUGCAGCGGGGUGGAAUGUGCGGCCGCUGGCCCUCGAGUCCUUCAACUAGCGGGCGACGGCUACGCGUGGCUGCGCGUCGAGCGCGGUGCGGUAGCGGGCGAGCGUGUACCAGAAGACGAGUUAGCGUUAACGCUGCGUUUCCGCACUAGACGCGCGGCCGGCACGCUGCUCUGGCUGGCCGGGAAGGUUGACUACGCUAUACUUGAGGUCGUGGAAGGCUUCGUGCAGUUCCGUAUGGAGCUCGGCUCCGGGCCCGUGUCUGUGCGCUCAGCAGUACCUGUAGCGGACGGGGAGUGGCACGAACUGAGGCUUGAGCGGCGGGGAGCUGGCGCCAGGCUCACGGUGGACCGCCGCGCAGUCCGCGGCGCCGCGCCUCCCCCCGCCGCGUUGCUCGACGCACGCGCAGAUCGGCUUCUACUCGGAGCGGCUUUGGCUCGUCAUGCGCACGCGCUAGCACCUGAACAGGUGACCCGCGGCUUCGUCGGCUGCAUCACCGACGUCACUCUCGGAGGCACGCUGGUCCCUCUAGAAGAGGGCGCCGGCGCCGAGGAGGCCGCGGGGCCGCGAGUCCAACUCGUCAGGCGGGUGCGGGCGCGGCUCGCCUCCGCCUGCGCCCCGCUAGCGCCGCCGACGGCCUGCUCUGGCUACCCGUGUCUCAAUGGCGGGACGUGCCAUGAGUUAGCUAAUCUGUUGGAAGAGGGGGCGGAAGGCGAAGAAGGAUAUAGGUGUACGUGCCACGCGCGCUUCUUAGGGCGGCGUUGCGAAGUGGACGGGGACCCUUGCGCGGCGCAGCCCUGCCUGCACGGGGGGGUGUGCAGCGCGGCGCCGGCGGGCGCGGCGCGGCCCUUCGUGUGCGCGUGCGGCGCGGGGCUGAGAGGGGCGCGGUGCGAGCUGGGGAGGUGGUGCGGCGCGGAGGGGGCGCCCGUGUGCCAGCAUGGAGGGGCGUGUGAAGAGGGCGAAUGGGGUCCAUCUUGCCGCUGCCUGGGCUACUACGGUCCCCGCUGCGAGUAUGACGCGGACGAGUGCGCGGGCGAGCCGUGCCUUAACGGGGCCACGUGCCUUAACGAACCAGGCUCGUUCAGAUGUCUGUGCCCCCCGGAUAAGACUGGCAUGAACUGCGGCAACCCUCUCUACUCCGACGCCGUAAUGGCGGGCGGCAUCGGCGCGACCAACACCCGCUCCUUACGCGACGCGUGGCGCUGGGCCGUCGAGUCAAAAUGGCCGCUCGCCGCCGCCGCCGCCGCGCUACUACUGUUACUACUACUAGCGCUACUACCACUAGCGUUGCUAAGGAGAAGGACGAGUCAUCGUAGCGCGGAGAGCGCGCCGCUGAAUAGCGCUAAAGCGCCGCCGAGGACCAAAAUGUCUAAUUUGGCGGCGGCGCGGCCGGCGUCUUGCGCUAGUGCUACUGCUACGCUGAAUAACUUGGAUACGCUGCGGUCUUACGGAUCAGCAGGCGAUGAGCUGGAAGGCUUGCCGCCGGACAUAAGGAGGAACCUCAACGUCGAGCCGGCAGAACGCAAGCCGUGGUCGGAGCAGAUGCAUUUACACUCCUUCGUCGACAAUAAGAUUUAUAACGAUCUAAAAGGCUGCAAGAACCGCCUCCGCGCUACUUCCCCCGUCAGCGUGCGCCGCCUGCCGGCGUUGACCGGCGACGGCGCCGGCGCGCUAGUCGGCGGGUACCACUGGGACUGCUCCGACUGGUGCGGCGGGCAGGGCUUGCCCGGCAUCUCUGAGGUGGCCGGGUCGGAGCGGCCGGACUCGUCCGAGCCGAGCCCCCCCUCGCUGCCGUCGCUGCCCUCCCCCCCCGCGCGGCGCGCGCGCCCCCCCGCCCCCGCCGCGCACCCCCCGCCGCCCGCGCCCUUCGACACGGACUCCGCGCCGGACGACCUGGACAUGGACCACGACCCCCACCAGUUUACUGAUGCGUCGUCAUAUUUACUCCAUCCAGACACGUAUCUACCUCCUUGCGCAGACGAUACAACGGAGGCACAACCCUCCCCGGUCUCCCCUCGGCGUGAAACGAGAGUGCGUCGAGAUCCGGACGCCGCUAGUCUCAUUACCAUGCUCGAGGAGCGUCACUCGCUGCUCGGCGGCGGCUCGUGCUCGGACAUGUCGGCGCACCUGUGCGAGAUCGAGGAGAGCGACGACGAGGCCCCCCCACCCCCGCCCGCGCGGCACACCGACGUGUGACGCCGGCCGCGCGGCCUCUAGCCGCUGACUGACUAGUGUACA